GAACUCUAAUAGAAAACGGCCCACAUGCAUGGGUCUUUUGGUGUUUAGUUCAUUUGUUUGUUUGUUGUUUUUUCUCGUCAUCGUCGUCAUUCUCGAGGCGUCGGUGUUGUAACCGUAAACAGAUAAUGACAUUGGUGCUUGUGGGUCGUCGCGCUGUGCCGAGGUGAAAAGUGUCCUAUUCUUUUGUGUGUGCGAUAAUAUUCAAUUGGUGAUUAACAUGCAGAAUAUUACAUAUUUUGACAGCAUGAAAUUGUGGCAAAAAUGUAUUGCCUAAUUUAAAUAAUUGGUAAUUUAAUCGGGACGAAAUGCUGUGAGAAAACUUUUGGCACCUGCCCCGUGUGCAUUUUGCGUUUUGAUUGAUGGAAAUCUGCCGUGUGCAGGAGCGGUGUGAGGUGAGGACAGAAUCCGACGGUGAGGGGGAUGCAUGUUUACUCGCACGCCGUCCCCUCUUUCUGUGCGCGAGGUGAGAGAGUGAGUGAGUGAGUGAGCGAGUGAGCGUGCUAUGACUUUGUUUGAUCAGCUGAUCGCACUAAUGUUUCAUAUGCCAAUGAUACCGUUGCGCGAGCCCGACUAUUCAGUGGCUUCGUUAUUGACCUUCCGUACGCUAUUGUCCCCACAGUGCAAUGCGUUGUUCUCGUGCGGAAGAUAUCCGCGACCCCCUGCCGCAAUACCAGGCUGGACACAGUGCUCGUGCUUUCGUAAUGGGAUUUGUGGAUGAACUUUAUGUCUCGCCGCGUCGGGGGGAAAUGUCUGGGCCGGAGCGUAUGGAAUUACAUGGCCACAUGUUGCAUAUAUGCUCAUCUCACGAGCUGAAGAGCGUUGCUUUAAUUGCAGAGCUGUCAAUCACUCACGUUCCCCGCGGGCAGGAGCGGGACUGUGCGCGCGAACGGCAGGAUUUCUCUCUCUCUCACCUGAAUGAGGGCUUUAUCGUCAGACUCAUGCUAAAACACAAUCAGCGCUUUCUUCCAGACAUGUGAUGAGGACUGGGGUGAGGCUGUAAGGGGUCUUGGCUGAUCUCUGGUCUCUGCAGGUAUCCCCCACCACCACCCCCUUCCUCUGUUGUUGUCUCCAGCAGCCCCCCUCUCCCUCUCUGCCCUCUCUCUCUCCCUCUCUCUCUCUCUCUCUCUCUCUUUCUCUCUCUCUCCUGUCCUCUAUAUUUUAUUUAUUUUCUCUUUUUGUUUCUCUCUUCUUUUUUGUUUUCCUCUCCCUCUCUGCCCUCUCUCUCUCUCUCUCUCUCUCUCUCUCUCUGCCCCCUCUCUCUUUCUCGCGCUGGACCAUGUCUGGCAGUGGGGGGUCAGCCCAUGGACCCCAGACUGCAGUGGACCUGCCCCCGUCCUCCCCGGGGUCGAUGGUAGAGCGCCGUAACCGCAGCGGCAUCAUCAGCGAGCCCCUCAGCAAGAGCCUGAAGCGCUCGCGCACGCUAACACUAGCCUCCGCUAACAGCGCUAACAACGGCAACACCCACAGCAGCCAGGCAGGCAAGCCGUCAGCAGAGCCUGGCCAGGGCAGGGUGCCGGCGGGGAGCGUGAAACUGGACCGGGGGGCACUGCUCUCGGGCCUGCUGGACUCGCCCAGCGGCCUCCACCUGGCGCAGGCGGCCGAGCUCCUGAGGCGGGCUGGAAUGCUGAUGCCACUAGGGGGCGCAGCCUCCGACACCGCCGCCAUGCCCCUGGGCGCUGUCACGGGCGUCACCCCCAGCGACCUCGAGAGCGUGGCCGCUUCCACGGCGACGGACUCUGUGGUGGGGAGCCUGUCGGACUUCCCGUUGCUGGGCAACGGCUUCCCGCUCCACCCGGGCCUGUUCAUCAUGACGCCGGCCGGAGUGUUCCUGGCCGACGGGACGUUCAUAGGGGGGGGCGCAGGGGUCACCGCUGCCGAGCACCACCAGCAGGCCCAGAGCGAGCUGUCAGCCGUCGCCAAUGGCAACGGCAAGAAGAAGCGCAAGCGCUGCGGGAUUUGCGAGCCCUGCAGGCGGAGAGUGAACUGCGAGCAGUGCAGCAGCUGCCGCAACCGCAAGACCGGCCACCAGAUCUGCAAGUUCCGCAAGUGUGAGGAGCUGAAGAAGAAACCGUCAGGAGCAAUGGAGGUAAUGCUGCCAACCGGGGCGCCGUUCCGAUGGUUCCAGUAGGACUGCCCAUCCCAGACCCAAAGAACUGCCAAUCAAACUCCAGGCCAAUAGUGGCUCAAGACUCUGAUGGCCCUGCACACUGGUUGGACAAGACUUGUACACUAAUGAACAUUCAUGACGGAUGGUGAGGAGUGGAGAGUGGAGAGAAAGGGCUCUCCGGAACCAAAAACGAACUUCAAUUCUGAUGGCCAAAGGGUCAUCUAGAACAUUCCUCUUUUUCUAUGUUCCGUUUUGGAACCAUCAUGAGUUCUUCGCUCCAAAGACCGAAAGUCUUAUUUGGAGAACCUGGAAUUGUUCACACCCGGAAGAAGAAAAAAAAAAAGGACAAUCAGUUUUUGUUUGGGUUUGUUGGUUUGUUUGUUUGUUUCCGUUUGUGUUUGGUGUUUUUAUUGUCCAGAUGUGGAGAGAUGCGUACUUGCAUUAGAGAAUGUAAAUUUAAUGCUCUUUUUCAGAAAAGAAAAGAAAAAAAAGAAAAGGAAAAAGCAGCCGACUCAUGACUAAUAAGAAGCUCUGUUCUACUUUAGCUAUGUUUGUACUGACAGCUUCUUCAUGCUUGGGCUACCAAUACUGAAUGGGGCUUCAGUCAGUUUGCACAUCAUUGGGUUCUAAAAGGUUUAAAAAGCACCAUGCCACCAUACACACACACACACACACACACACACACACACACACAGCAUGGGGCAGCACAUACCACCACGCUCUUACACACAUAUACAUACAUGCAUCCAUGCCCCCCCCACCCCACACACACACACACACACAUACGUUCAGACACACACACACACACGCACGCACACACACACACUUGGACAGAAGGACAUGCACACUGAGAGAGCCUUUUGUUCCUUUAAUGAUGUGAAAUGUGUUCUGGUCCCAGAGAGAGUGUGAGGGUAUUCAUAAACAGACAGAAACUUCUAGAAAUGUUGAAUAGAGAUGGAUCAGCCAUGUUGCAUGAGUCAAGUGGAGUUUCUUAUUCUGUGUGUGUGUGUGUGUGUGUGUGUGUGUGUGUGUGUGUGUGUGUGUGUGUGUGUGUGUGUGUGUUUCUGUGUAUGUGUGUUUCUGUGUAUGUGUGUUUUGGAUGCAUACGCCUGUUGAAGUAUGUUUGGAAUAUGUGUGUGUUUGUGUGUGUGUGCAUGUGCGUGGGUGCGUGUGUAUGACACAUGUCUUCAUUCUAGUGAAGGUACAGAUGUAUGAGAGUGUAUUCAGUGUGUCUGUGACUUGUGCAUGCAUGUACAGUAUGCAUUUGUUUAUGGAUUUAUUGGAUGUGUGUGUGUGUGUGUGGGGGGGGUGCGUGGGUGCGUGUGUGUGCGCGUGUGUGGCCUUCAGUGUUUGUGUUUGACUCUGUGUUAAUAAAGGGGCUGUCAUGUGAAUAAUAAACUGGAAUGCAUGUAUCUGAGUCUGAGUGGGGGCUGUCAUCAGUGCUGUCCUGCGCUUUUGGAAUAAAAAACAAACAACAGUGGCAACAUC
Molecule: messenger RNA, 3595 nt
Organism: Alosa alosa (allis shad)
Lineage: Eukaryota; Metazoa; Chordata; Actinopteri; Clupeiformes; Clupeidae
Gene: cxxc5b
Product: CXXC finger protein 5b
Exons: 3
Coding region: 1277-2128 (283 amino acids)
Cellular component (GO): nucleus
Molecular function (GO): methyl-CpG binding; zinc ion binding
Source: RefSeq, a predicted model, not a curated record